AUGGGCGAUCUCGCGCAGGACCAGGAGGAGGCGGCUCGCCGGCUGAUCGCGCUCGUCGAGUACACCAAGGAGCUCAACGAGGUCUCGCGCCGCGACCUCGAGCCGCGCCUGGCCUUGCGCGGCCCUGCUGAUGCCGCAAAGGCUGCUGGUGACGACAUCGGAGUGAUGCUGCACGAGGGCUUCCUGGACAAGCUGAAGGAGGCGAAGCGGACCGUCGCAUCGCGCGACCCCACCACCGGCAAGCAGCUCAAGGCGCAGCGGCCUGUCGUCGCGAUGAUGGCGGAUGAGGAUGACGUGCCCGCGGCUGCCGAGCCGUCCCGGCAUGGCUGGGUGUCGCUGCAUCGGCCGGACCACGACGACCGCUCGCCGGCCGCCCAGGCGGCGUGUGCGGCCUACGCCUCCCUCUUCUCCUCCCACCAGGAGGCGUUGCGCGAGGGGCGAGGCGCGCAGCUCACCGUCGGCGUCGGCCUCGUGCGCUGGCGUGUGGACGCGUCGACCGUGAUUGACCACCCGCUGGUGAUGAUGCCGGCGGAGCUGCAACUCGACGCCACCGGCGCGUAUUGCGUCCGCAUGGCCGACGCCUCCGCCCCCGCCCUGUGGACAUUCCCAGGGGUGCCGCGCGUCGCCGCGGCGCUCAAGCUGCUCGACGAGUGCGCGCGCGCCUACGGCUUGCUCGGCUCGUCUCCGCCGCCGCCGACCGCAAAGCGCGCAGCUCGCAGCCGCCCGCCGCGGGCGUGGGAGCCGCUUCUGCAGCGCGCGGCGCAGACACUCGCGGCCGACGGCGUCUACGACCGCGGCGUAGCCGACGACGCCACCGCCCUCGCUGACGCCCUCCGCGCUCUGCCGCCCGCGGCGCUCCCCGCCGCCUUGGGCCGGCUCGUCGGCGUGUACGGCCUCCCGCCCGCCCCGCCGCUGCCCGGCGCCGCCGCCGAGGACCGGUGGCCGAUCUUCUCCCGCCUUCGCCGCGCAAUCUCGACGCCUCUCGGCGGAGGCGGCGGCGGCGGCGGCAUCGAGCAGCGGCCGUUUCUGUACUUCGGGCUGCCGUCCAACGCGCAGCAGGAGGCGGUGGUGGCUACGCUCGAGGAGAAGGGCUGCGCAGUGCUGGUCGGGCCCCCGGGGACAGGCAAGUCGCAGACGAUCGCGAACGUGAUUUGCCACUACCUCGCGACGGGCCGGCGCGUGCUCGUCACCUCAAAGGGCGAGCCGGCGCUGGAGGUGCUGCGCCAGAAGCUGCCCGCAGGCGUGCGCGAGCUGUGCGUCUCGCUCGGCUCUGCCGACGCGUCCUCCUUCCGGCGGCUCGAGGCCGCGGUCGAGAACUUGGCGGACAAUGUCGCCGCGGCGCAGCCGUCGGCGCUCGCCUCGGCGACGGCUCGGCUGCGGCGGCAGGCUGCAGGCGGGCCGGGCGGCGGCGGAGGCGACGGGCGGGAGGGUCCGCUCUCCGGCUUGAGCCUCCACCGCGAGGUGGUCUCCGAGCUCUCCCUCAGCCAGCCUGAGGCGGCGACGACGACGCAGCUGGCCGAGGCGGUGUCGGCGGCGCUCGAGGCGGACGCGCGGCAUGCCCCGCUCGACGCGCCCCGCAGCCGCGCCUACUUUCUCCGCGGCGUGCGGCUCGACGCGAGGCGGCCGCCGCCGCAGGAGUCGCUCCUCGCGCAGAUCCGCGCCGAGCGGGCGGCGAGCGGCGAGGCGCUGCUGUGGGGCGAGGCGUUGCGCGGAGGCUCGCCCGCACUCGAGGUCCUCUCCCCCUCGCGGCUGCACGAGGUCGCGCGCGGCCUCCGCCGCCGCGCCGAGAUCGAGCGCGCGGCGGUGCGCGGCGAGGUGCGCGGCGAGGUGCCGCAGAUCGCGGCGCUCCCGGAGGCGCGCUCCCUCCGCUCGAGGCUAGUCGAGCUGCGCGUGUCGCUCGCCGACCUCGAGGCGCGUAUCGCCGCCGUCUCCGCCGCGCCGCCCGCCGAUGGCCGCCCGCCGCCGGACGACGGGAAGUGGCUGCUUAGCAUGCUGCGCCACGCGGACAACGCCGCGGCGCGCCGGACGCCCGAGGCGGCGGCACCUAGAAAAGAAGAGUGCACGGGCCCGCGUUUUCUUUUUCAGGCGCGCCAGACGCUCGAGUCGGCGGCGCAGCUCGCCUCCCUCGUCUCCACCCUCGCGGCGACGGUGGACGCGUCGGAGGGGGUCACAGUGCCCGAGGUGCUGCUCCGCAUGCUCACGCGCGGAGGAGGAGGAGGAGGAGGAGGAGGAGGAGGCCUCGCGCGGAGUGAGGGCGGCGUGACUGACGCCGCCUCGUUGCUGGACGAUUCGGAGGCCGACCCGCUCCGGCUGGGCGCACUGCUGCGCGCCGUCCACGUGCCGCGGCUCGGCGCGUGCGCCGCCGCCGCCGCCAAGGCCGCGGGCGUCUCGGCGCAGUGGUCCCGCGCGCUGCUCCCCGAGGGCGAGGGCGGCGCCUCCUCCGCCGCCGCCGCGCGGCUGCAGUCGUGGCGCUCGGCCGCCGACUGCGCGACCGCGAUCAGCUCGCUCGACACGGCGCUCGAGCUCCACAGCGACGAGCUCCAGGAGAUCGCCCGAGAUUGCCCGAGAUUGCCCGAGAUUGCCCGAGCGUGCGAGCGCGAGCAAAAGGCCAUCCUCGAGCAGCUGCAGCGCGCGGCCGCCUCCUCGGGCAGCGCGGCUGGCGCCGGCGUGCCACCCUCCUCCGUCUCGAGCGCCGCCGCCGCUGCAGCCUCCUUCGCCGCAGCGCUCUCCGCCGCCGCCACGGGCGAUGUCGCUCGCAGCACCGCCGCCGGCGGCGGCGCUGGAGGCGGCACGCUCAGCGUUCACGCGACGGACCCGCCGGCGGCGGCGGCGGCGGCUGGUGAGUCGCCUCUCGCCGCGCUGCGAGCCGCGGUCACCGCCCUCGGAUCGCUCGAUGUGUCUGGCGACGCUGCCGCUGCGGGGGUGCUCCGCGCGCGGGAGCGCCUGCUCAGCGCCCGCGCCGCCCUCUCCCACGUCGCGAAGCUCAAGGUCCUGGCGCGCGCGCUCGACGCCCCGGCGUGGGCCGGCUGCCUCUUGCGCCCCGACCCGCCGCCCGCAGCGCCGCCGCCGCCCGCGGCGGCGGCGCAGCACGGCCGCGCCAGCGGACGUGCCGGCGUCCGCGCCGCCGCGCCGCCGCUGGUGCUAGACGCGUGUCCGGCGGACGCACGCAGGCUCUGGGCGGCGGCGGCGGCCGCGGCCGCGCUCGAGGCGGCAGAGACGCGGGACGCCCGCGCGGCGCGCGCAGCGGGCGGCGCGGCGCGGCGGCUCACCCUCGAGCGCGAGUCGGCGGCCGUCUCGCAGUCUAGCAGCGCGGCGCCGGACGGCGCGCGUUCGGCGCGGUACCGUUCCGAUCUCGCCGCCGCCCUCACUGAUUGCGCCGCGUCGGUGCCGUGUUGGAUCAUGCCUACGUGGCGCGUGUCGCAGUGCCUGCCCGCCACGCUGCGCUCUUUCGACCUCGUUGUCAUCGACGAGGCGUCGCAGUCCAACGUCGGCGCCGUCCUUCCGCUGCUGCGCGCCACCCGCGUCUCCCCCACGGCGGCCUUCGUCUCGGAGGCGCGUAUCGGAGACCUCAAGGCGGGCCUCCUCCGCUCUCGUCACCCGUACAUAGAGCAGCUGCUGCCGGAGCGCUCCGUCUUCGACCUCGCGCAGACAUGCUACGCGGACGCGCGCGUCGCGCUGCAGCAGCACUUCCGCUGCGUGCCUGGCUGCAUCGCCUUCAGCAACGAGCACUUUUACCACGGCCGGCUGCUGCCGCGCCGGCUGCCGCCGCGCUCACGCCGCCUCGAGCCGGCGCUGGUUGACAUCCUUGUCCCGGGCGGCGCCAAGAAGGGGAAGGUCAACCCGGCGGAGGCGAGCGCACUGGUCGACUACCUCGUGGCGCAGCUGGCGCGCUCACCGUCGGAGCUCGAGGGGCUCUCGGUCGGCAUCAUCUCGCUCGCGGGCGUCGAGCAAGCGCGGCUGCUCCGCUCGCUGCUGCUGGGACGCCUUACCGACGCGCAGCUCGCGCGCCACCGGCUGGUCGUCGGCGACGCGACCUCUUUCCAGGGCGACGAGCGCGACGUGAUACUGCUCUCGAUGGUCGCCUCAAAGGGCGCCGCGCCGCCACAGCUCGGCCGCACCUACGAGCAGCGGUACAACGUCGCCCUCUCUCGCGCGCGCGACCGGAUGGUGCUGUUCCGCUCGCUCCGCGCGUCGGAUGUGCCCAACCCCGACGACCUCAAGCAAUGGACGAUCCAGCGGUUCGCCGCCGCCGCCGCCGGCCAGCCCGCCGCCGCCUCGCUCCGCCUCUCGUCGCAGGUCGAGGGGCGAUCGGCGCUGAGCGGCGGCGGCGGCAGCGGCGGCAGCGGUACUGCAGAUGGCACCGCCGACGGCGAGCUGCACGCUUGGCUGCACGCGCGGGGCUUCGCCUUCACCACCGAUUGCGCCGUCGCCGGCUCCGCCGCCGUCGUCGAGGACGAGCAGCACGACCGGCGGCUGUGCGUCUGCCUGGACGGCGGCGCGGCCGCGUCGCUCGCCGAGUGGUCCGAGUCGAUCAAGGAGGGGCGCGCUCUCGCGUCGGCCGGCUGGGCGUUCCACCGCAUCUGGCGUUCGUCGUGGCUUGUCCACCGCGCAAGGUGCGAGGCCGACCUUGCGAGCGCGCUCGAGGCGGCCGGCAUUCGCCCCUCCGUUUCGGCCCCUUCCGGCGGCGGCGGCACGCGGCCGAAGCAGCCACCGCACCACUUGGAGGACGCCCUCUCUGGAGGCGCCGGCGCCGCCAGCAGCAGUGCCGCCGGCGGGACCUCUGGCUUGUCUGGCCGCAAGCGCAAGGGCGGAUCGGCGGUGGCGGCGGCGGCGGCGGAGGAAGAGGAGGAAGAGGAGGUAGAGGAGGAGGGCGGCCGCGCGGAGGCGGAGCCUGCCGCCACCAAGCAGGCCGGAGCCAAGAAGCGGCGGUGA
Molecule: messenger RNA, 4932 nt
Organism: Emiliania huxleyi CCMP1516
Lineage: Eukaryota; Haptophyta; Isochrysidales; Noelaerhabdaceae
Exons: 11
Coding region: 1-4932 (1643 amino acids)
Molecular function (GO): 5'-3' DNA helicase activity
Source: RefSeq, a predicted model, not a curated record